AUGUGUUCACCAAUGGGUCCACCAAAAAUUGCUAUAGGUGAUAAAAUAAAGGAUCAAUUUUUGGUGAAAAAAAAACUUGGCGAAGGCUCAUGUGGUAUGGUAUAUUUGGUAUUGAACAUUAAGGAUGCCAAGAAAGCUGCCAUGAAAGUGGAACCAUUAAUGAAAUCAAAAGAUGAUGAGAUUUUAAAAAUGGAAGUAUAUGUAUUGAAAAAAAUGCAACGGUCGAAGCAUGUAUGCCAGUUAUUAGCUGCUGGUAAAACGUCAUCCUACAACUUUCUGAUAAUGUCAUUGUUGGGGAAGGAAUUAUCGGAUAUUCGAAGACGAUUACGAGAUCGAAAAAUGUCUAUUGGAAGUGUUUUAAAAAUUGGCAUACAAUCAACAACGGCAAUACAUGAUUUGCAUAAAGUUGGCUUUGUACAUCGCGACAUUAAGCCAAGCAAUUUUGCAAUGGGCCGAGAUGAAAAAGCCAAUACAGUAUUUAUGUUUGAUUUUGGCCUAGCCCGACAGAUUAUGUUUCCAGAUAAGGAUGGAAGACUCAAACUUCGUGAAGCCAGGAAAAAGGUAGCAUUUCGUGGUACGGUACGCUAUUGUUCAUUAAAUGUGCAUUUAUACAAAGAACAAGGAAGACAUGAUGAUUUAUGGAGUAGAUUGAGAAUGACCAUUUCAACAGGUAUGUUUUAUAUGCUAAUUGAGUUACUAUCAUCAACAUUACCAUGGAAAGGUAUGGCACGAAAAGAUAGCGCACAUGUAAAAGAAACAGUUUCUGAUCGGAUAUUAUUAGCUGGAUGUCCGAAUUGCUUCGUUGACAUAAAUAAUCAUCUCAAAAGUCUCACUUAUCAGGACACACCAAAUUAUGGAUUGUUGCAGACAAAAUUUACGAAAGAACUUAACAAACUAAAAAUCAAGCCGUAA
Acanthocheilonema viteae is the source of this 912-nucleotide messenger RNA. NCBI's taxonomy places the organism in Eukaryota, Metazoa, Nematoda, Chromadorea, Rhabditida, Onchocercidae. The record is from the annotation of a GenBank genome assembly.